Messenger RNA from Acanthosepion pharaonis, 1158 nucleotides. Lineage: Eukaryota; Metazoa; Mollusca; Cephalopoda; Sepiida; Sepiidae. The record is from the annotation of a GenBank genome assembly.
AUGAUGAUGAUGGGGCUGCAGUUUGUAGAACAUGAAGAGAUUGGGGAUGACUUUUCAUAUGGCGGCGGACGAAUGUCGGCAAAGGAGCGGAUGAAUAUUUCGCAAUCUAUCUAUGAUAUUAUUCCUACCUGCUUUAUUGUUCUUACCUAUCUGAUUUAUUAUUUUUAUCUGCUUUAUUGUUCCUAUCUAUCUAUCUAUCUAUCUAUCUAUCUAUCUAUCUGUUUUAUUGUUCCUAUCUAUCUAUCUAUCUAUCUAUCUAUCUAUCUAUCUAUCUAUCUAUCUAUCUGUUUUAUUGUUCCUAUCUAUCUAUCUAUCUGUUUUAUUGUUCCUAUCUAUCUAUCUAUCUAUCUAUCUGUUUUAUUGUUCCUAUCUAUCUAUCUAUCUAUCUAUCUAUCUAUCUAUCUAUCUAUCUGCUUUAUUGCUCCUAUGUAUCUGAUCUCUUGUUUCUAUCUAUCUAUCUAUCUCCUUAAUUGUCUCUAUCCAUCCAUCUACUCAUCUAUCAUCUUCAUUCUGAUAGAAGCUUUUUUCUUUCUAUCUAUCUAUAUAAAUUUAAUCAACAUUACUCUAUUCGGCUUCAUUUUAAUAAAAGCUUUUUUAUUCACCUAUCUAUCUAUCUAUCUAUCUAUCUAUCUAUCUAUGAAUACUCUUUAUCCCCAUCUUUAUAGAAUCUUUUUCUGUCUAUCUCAUUCUGUGUCCUCUACAUUACUCUAUUAUGUUAUGUUUAUGUCCGUUCAUCUUCAUCUUAAGACCAAUUUGUUUCUAUCUAUCUGUUGUGGCCUCAGCUUUUAUCUAUCUAUCUAUCUCUCUAUCUAUCUAUCUAUCUAUCUAUCUAUCUAUCUAUCUAUCUAUCUAUUUGCCUGCCUGCCUGUCUUUAAACCUAUCUAUCUCAUCAACAUUACUCUUUUCAUUUAUCUCACUAUCUGUCAGUUUCAUGUCAAAGAAAAGUUUACUUCCUUGAUAUAUCCUUUGUUUUCCUUUACCGUGCCUUUCUCAAUUUAUUCUUUCCUUCUUACCCCUCAUGUCACGCUGUUUCUUUAUCGCUUUAACACCGCCCCCUCUUUUCUUUCUUACUCAUCUCGCGGAACAUUUCUCUUCAAUCUAACUUUACAUUCUUCUUCUACCUUAAACAAUGCAAAUUCGCUUCAUUCCCAUCCAUAA